UCGACUACUACCCCCCUUCACGUCCCCUUACCCAAUUUCCCAACUGCCGCCCCCUUCCCCAUCCGAACCCCGCCGUCCCUCUGUUCCUACACUUAAGCUCGUCGACUUCAGUUCUGUGGAGGUCUUGAGUAUUGCUGUGAAAACUAAUGAUACAUAAAAUUGGUGUUGGUGGCCACGGCAAAAUCGGCAGUGCGAGGUCUAGGCGAGGAAGAUUUUAGCUUUACCCACACCCCCUUAUCCCUACUCUACUCCCAGCGUGCGCCGGCCGCCACCUGCCAACCAGAGCCCCUCCGUUGCGGCGCCUUCUCGGUCUCUCCGCUGUGACGCGCCGUGGCCCUAGCCCAAGGAGUCUCCGACACGGUCGGCCCAAGCUUCACGCUCCGCCGAGGCCCAAGCUAAACGUGUGUUAGCUGAAGGGCUGUCUCCCUCAAUUAGCUGAAUUUUAAAUCUUCUAGGGUGGAAGUCUUGAAGCUGGAAUAUGAAUCUUAGUGGGAGUUGUCUGAAUUCUGGGGUUUCGAGUUUACUCCCUUACAACAGAAAUCCAUAUACUCUCAGAACAAGUUCGAGAAUUUCAAGCAUUCAACCCGCACACAGAAACAUUGAGUCUUUUAAUUAUAGAAGCUCCAGGCGACCUCUUCCUGAAAUUAAAUCAUCGGCAUCUUUAGGCAUCCAGCACUUGUGUCUUUCUGCUGCAUCAUCACCACUCUUACAUGGAGAACAAGGGAGUUUGUUUCAUACUAUUCCCAAAUUUCCUACGAGGCAUCGGCAGUCGUUGGCUGCAAGAGCGUCCAAAGAUGUGCCUUCCAGUUACCGGUACCCUGCUAUGACAAAGAAGCCGAGAUGGUGGUGGAGAACCUUGGCCUGCCUCCCGUAUCUGAUGCCUCUACACGAGACAUGGAUGUAUGCUGAAACAGCGUAUCACCUACAUCCUUUCCUCGAGGAUUUUGAGUUUGUGACUUAUCCUUUCUUGGGAGCAUUAGGGAGGCUACCAAGCUGGUUUCUGAUGGCAUACUUCUUUGUUGCUUACCUUGGAGUCGUGAGACGAAAGGAGUGGCCCCAUUUCUUUAGAUUCCACGUGGUUAUGGGCAUGUUGCUGGAGAUUGCCUUGCAGGUUAUUGGAACCGUGAGUCGAUGGAUGCCACUUGCCGUAUACUGGGGCAAGGUUGGAAUGCAUUUCUGGACUGCUAUGGCGUUUGCGUAUUUGUUCACAGUGUUGGAGUGCAUAAGGUGUGCCCUUGCUGGGAUGUAUUCCGACGUUCCGUUCGUGUGCGAUGCGGCUUACAUUCAGAUCCCGUACGACUAAUGACAGUACGUUACUUUACAUUUUGCACUACCUUUUAUAAAAGCAGAUCAAAUACUAGACCUGAUUUGAGAUCUUCUGUGUUUACUGCUGUUUUGAAAUUUUGUAUAUGUAGCUACCUAUUGCCCUCGUAUACAGGAUUCAGCCUAUGGAGAUUAUUGGUCAUUAAUAUGUCCCAGAUUCAUACUUACUUUAACGAUUUGAGCAUUGUCUAUAAUCAUCUCUGAUUUCAGCCUA
Molecule: messenger RNA, 1537 nt
Organism: Salvia miltiorrhiza (redroot sage)
Lineage: Eukaryota; Viridiplantae; Streptophyta; Magnoliopsida; Lamiales; Lamiaceae
Product: protein TIC 20-I, chloroplastic-like
Exons: 5
Coding region: 479-1303 (274 amino acids)
Source: RefSeq, a predicted model, not a curated record